Vigna umbellata (rice bean) is the source of this 1593-nucleotide messenger RNA. Its product is annotated as flavonoid 3'-monooxygenase-like. Gene Ontology annotation, molecular function: monooxygenase activity; heme binding; oxidoreductase activity, acting on paired donors, with incorporation or reduction of molecular oxygen. NCBI's taxonomy places the organism in Eukaryota, Viridiplantae, Streptophyta, Magnoliopsida, Fabales, Fabaceae. The record is from RefSeq and is a predicted model, not a curated record.
AUGUUACCUUGGCUUAUAGCUUUUGCUACUGGCAGUGUAGCAGCUAUCCUUAUUUACCGUCUUUUCAAGCUCAAAACCGCGCAUUCACCACUGCCACCAGGGCCAAGCCCAUGGCCCGUAGUGGGAAACUUGCCUCACAUGGGCCAUGCGCCACACCAAACCAUUGCGGCCCUGGCCCAUAAGUAUGGCCCGCUCAUGCACCUUCGGUUUGGGUUUGUCGACGUUGUGGUGGCGGCUUCCGCCUCCGUGGCGGAGCAGUUCUUGAAGGUUCACGAUGCGAACUUUUCAAACCGGCCACGGAGAUUCAUGAACAAGUACAUGAGUUAUUACAAGGAAGAUUUUGGGUUUGCUUCCUAUGGCCCUCGGUGGCGGUUGUUGAGGAAAAUAAGCUCAACUCACAUGUUCUCUGGCAGGGCCAUGGACGAUUUUAGGGAAGUGCGUCAGGAAGAGGUAGAAAGACUGACAUGUGAUUUGGCAAGUUCAGGCUCAAAAGCAGUGAAAUUGGGACUGUUGUUGAACGUGUAUGCCACCAACACAUUGGCAAGGGUGAUGAUAGGACGAAGAGUUUUCAACGAUGGAAACAGUGAGUGGGAUCCAAAGGCAGAUGAGUUUAAAUCCAUGGUGUUGGAGCUCAUGAACUUGUUAGGAGUUUUCAAUAUUGGUGACUUCAUUCCAUUCUUGGAUUGGCUAGACCUUCAAGGAGUAAAAGCCAAAGCAAAAAAACUACGCAAGGGCUUUGACGCAUUUUUGACUAGCAUUCUGGAGGAACAUCAGGUUUCCAUGAAUGAGAAACACCAAAACACAUACUUAGCAACGUUGUUGUCACUCAAAGAAACUCCUCAAGAUGGAUAUAAUCUCUGUGAAGAGGAGAUCAAAGCAAUUCUUUUGAACAUGUUUGGAGCUGGAACAGACACCUCAUCAAGCACAAUUGAAUGGGCAAUGGCUGAAAUAAUUAGGAACCCAAGAAUUAUGGUCGAGGUGCAACAAGAAAUAGACAGUGUUGUGGGUGAAAACAGACUUGUGACAGAACUUGACUUGCCCCAACUCCCUUACUUACAGGCUGUGGUGAAGGAAACAUUGCGAUUACACCCACCAACCCCUCUUUCUAUUCCACGAUUUGCUGAAAAGAGCUGUGAGAUAUUAGGUUACCACAUUCCCAAAGGUGCAACUCUCAUGGUGAAUGUUUGGGCCAUAGGACGUGACCCUAAGGAGUGGUCAGACCCAUUGGAGUUCAAGCCCGAAAGGUUUCUCCUUGGUGGUGAGAAGGCUGGUGUGGAUGUUAGGGGCAACAACUUUGAGGUUAUACCCUUUGGCGCUGGUCGUAGAAUCUGUGCUGGUAUGAGCUUAGCUCUGAUGGAGGUUCAGCUGGUGACUGCUACCCUAGCCCAUGCAUUUGAUUGGGAGUUAGAGAAUGAGCUUGACCCAAAAAGUCUCAAUAUGGAUGAAGCAUAUGGGCUCACCCUCCAAAGAGAAGUGCCUCUUUGUGUCCACCCUCGUCCUAGGCUCUCACGCCACUUGUAUUCAUCAUCAUCUCCAUGAUUUUCAACUUAUCCUAACUCUUCUCACCUUUUCUCUUUCAGUGACAUGGAUGCA